AGAGCAACAAUAAUAAAGUUUCAUAAGUGUAGAGCGGGUCAGUCAGUCUUUGGGUCUGGGCUCGGGCUGGUUCUGUGUCAGGAUGUGGACCGCUGUGGGGUUUACCCUCCGCAGGCUGAAAGUCUAUCUAAGCUCUAUUUAUAUGCUUCAUCUGUUGCUGUUCCAGUUCUGUGUUCUGAACCUGCUGGUCGUGCUGGCCCCGGGUCUGGCCCGGAGGAUCAUGCUCCGGCUGGGGGUGAAAAGCACUAUGGCCCUCAACCCGCUGUUCCGCUUCGAAGACUGGGCUCCGUCUUUCACCACAGCGCGGUUCCUGCUGGCGGUCCUGCGGGGCUGCUGGAGCUGUUUUGGGGAUUCCGCGUUUGUGGGCUUUCGGGCUCCGGAUACCCCUUUAAUCACCAUGAAGGGGGACAAAACCAGCGUCCACCAAUUUAUCAGAGGUAAUCGCCCCCUCAUCCUGAGCUUUGGAAGCUGCACCUGACCUCCGUUUCUGUUCAAGCUUGACGAGUUCAAGCAGCUCGUCAGGGACUUUGGUGACGUGGCCGACUUCCUCGUCAUCUACAUCUCUGAAGCACAUGCAACAGAUGACUGGGCCUUUGGCAACAAUGUAGACAUCAAGCAGCACCGGGAUCUGUCAGAGAGACUGACCGCAGCUCAGUCCCUUGUUGAAAAAGACCCACUUUGUCCUGUGGUGGUGGAUGAGAUGAGUAACAUAACAGCCAGCAGAUAUGGAGCCCUUCCUGAGCGCCUGUACGUCCUGCAGGGCGGAAAUGUCAUGUACAAGGGUGGAAAGGGUCCUUGGGGCUACAGUCCAGAAGAAGUACGUAUGGUGCUGCAGAAGAUGAAGUAAGAGAUUCAGGAUGGAAGAGACAGGAAAUGCAUGUCCGAGGCUUUGCUGCUCUUUUUCUACUUGAACAAAAAAAAAAAACUGAUAAAACUAGUUUUUAAAUCCACCGAUUACACUUUAAAACAUUUAAUGCGUUAUUACAGGUAAUGCUCCUGCUGUACUGAACUGUUGUCAGCUUUGGAAGGUUUUCCAAAUAUAAUGGCAAAUUUAAAGGUCUUUACAUAAACAAGGAUAAAAUACAAAGAUAUCUAUGAUGAUAACCAUCUUUAAUCUGAUAUCAUAUUUUUAUAUAGCAACAGAUUACCACUCAUUGGUUCAUUUUGUUCAGAUUACCCGUCUUAUCUUCACAGAGAGUGUGUUGUCUGUGAUUUAUUAACUCGUUGUGUGGGUUGUGUUUAUGAUGAUUAAAGAUGAAACCUCAUAGCCUCUGUAGUCUGAUGUAGAAAUGCACAAACACUAAAUGUUUUAAUGACAUUCAGCAUCAUUCUUUGAUACAGACUGAUAUUCACAGAUGUUGGAGUUGUUGUACCAAUGAACAACUAUGUUUACACAACAGGUAAAAAUCCCCAAAAAAGGCCCAAAUCAGAAUUUAUUACCAAAUCCGAUAUUUCUAUGAUCUUUUUAAUGUGAUCCAUAGAUGAGUUUGGUAUAAACAGUCCGCGCUGUUUUUUAUUGCUGCAAUCAGCACUUUAAAGGAAUAAUUUUAUAUUUUCUAUAUAUUUUAAUAUCUGUAUACAUUAUGGUAAUUCAUGUAUACGUAUGAGCAUUGCCAUAUUACAGUAAAUGGUAUUUCACAAAACUAUUAAGCACAAAUUCAGUAAAUUAUGCAGUAAAUCCUCAGCUCAUAAAACAGCUAUCUGCAGUAGAUGACGUUUACAGUGGAAACCCCUGGUGACUGUAAAACUGAAGUUUUGUUGGUAGUUGUGUAUGAGAUCAGUACAGAAAAGAUUUAUUGCUCUUUUAUUUUAAAUAUAUACCAUUGUAAAGCAGUUAGCAAUGCAAUAGUAUAAAAAUGCCUUUGGAAAAUCUAUUUUUGUAUGAAUAUAAAAAUUU
Molecule: messenger RNA, 1897 nt
Organism: Astyanax mexicanus (Mexican tetra)
Lineage: Eukaryota; Metazoa; Chordata; Actinopteri; Characiformes; Acestrorhamphidae
Gene: dio1
Product: iodothyronine deiodinase 1
Exons: 4
Molecular function (GO): thyroxine 5'-deiodinase activity
Source: RefSeq, a predicted model, not a curated record